UGGCCAAUAUGAAAUCAGUUAGACAAUUACACUAAUACAGCAGGUUUCUGAAAUUAAAAACUCAAUCUUCAUUUCUAUUUACAGCUCUCAUCUCAGCACCCAUAUGCAGAGGUUUAUAUUGGGAAGCCCCAUGUUUGGACAGUUGACAUUGACAACCCCAGUGAAGUAAAGGAAACAAUGCGUCAAAUAAUGGAACAGAAGUCUGUCCCUCAGCAAGUAAACCUGGACUUUGGAAUGUAGCAGUAUGCAAUACUCAGUUGACGCAGAGUAUCUUUCACCAGUUUGAUGGUCCUCCAGGUGCAGUUAGGUUGACCCAUAUUUGCCAUAUGAAUUCACAAGUGAAGGAAUGCUGGAGAGAUUAAAUGUUUUUAUUGAAAAACAAGAUUUUUGCCGUCAAAGAGAAAAAUGGCCACCGCUGACUGCACUUAGAGUUAAAAUGGCCAAACCUUCCCAGUCAUGUGUUGAAGCCUGCCAAAGAGAGCAAUUAAUCUGUGAACCUGCCUUCUUCUAUCAACUCAACAAAGAAGUUGAGCUUCAGAGAUAUGAAAUAUACUGCAAUUCUUUAAAAACAGAAAGUGAUUUGUAUCUGCCAGCAUUUAACCCGGAAAACAAAAUGUGCCUGUUCCAGUCGGAUUACUUACUCUUCAGCUGUGCAGGAUCACAUGAACAUUACAAUCGAAUCUGUCCAUGUCGAGAUUAUGUCAAAGGACAGGUUGCUUUCUGCCAGGAUUGUUUGAAAAAUGAAGCACAUAACUAAGCUUGUAUCAGAGAUGGUAGGAACUGCAGAUGCUGGAGAAUCUGAGAUAACAAGGUGUAGA
Molecule: messenger RNA, 818 nt
Organism: Rhincodon typus (whale shark)
Lineage: Eukaryota; Metazoa; Chordata; Chondrichthyes; Orectolobiformes; Rhincodontidae
Product: alpha-1,6-mannosylglycoprotein 6-beta-N-acetylglucosaminyltransferase A-like
Exons: 5
Coding region: 347-757 (136 amino acids)
Biological process (GO): protein N-linked glycosylation
Cellular component (GO): Golgi apparatus
Molecular function (GO): alpha-1,6-mannosylglycoprotein 6-beta-N-acetylglucosaminyltransferase activity
Source: RefSeq, a predicted model, not a curated record